AUUUAAAAUGGGAAGUUCAGAUUCUACUUUAUAUCCAAAUCAUGGAUAUCGGAUCCUUGACAUACUUCCAGACUCACCGAUCUCAGAGACAGAUGCAAGAGUUAUGGUAGACUUCAUCUGACAUGAAGUUUCAGGCCAAGAUGAUCUUACUCUUAGCGAGAAACUUAAAAAAUUUGAAGGCAAGGAGCUUGAGCUGGUCGUUUAUAACUUCAUUUCCCAGGAAAAAAGAAUAGUCACUAUCUGUCCGAAUCAGAACUGGGGAGGAGACUCUUUGUUAGGCUGAGCAAUUAGAUUUGAAGACUAUUCAGACUCACAUAAGAACGUAUUUUAUGUUGCUGAUGUUUAUCCUAAUAGCCCAGCUCUCAAAGCUGGUUUGGUUGCCAAAUCAGACUUUAUAAUCGGUACCUCAGCAGGGAUUCUAAAAUCGCUUGAGGAUUUUGGAAGACUAGCCAAAGCAAAUCUUGGGAAAAAGAUCCCUUUAGUCAUUUACAGAGUCAAAGAAAAUGAAGAGGGAGGCCCUGGUGAAAGAGAAAUAUUAGAAAUUGAAAUAAUUCCUUCAGAAAACUGGGGUGGCAAAGGAAUUCUAGGCUGUGAACUUCUUACAGGAGCCAAAUUCAUAAUCCCAGCAGAGCCUACAGAUAUAGAUUUAAGCCAUACACAAUCUCAAAGAGAAGAAUUGCACCAGAAUGUUCCCAAAACUUCAAUCCUAGAAAUAGAGAAAAAGCCAGAUGAAGUCAUCGAAUAUGAAGAGUUUUCCCAUGAAGAAGAGCCAAUAAGCAGUGCGGAAAAUAAGCAAGAAAAUUUGAUUGAAGAGAUUGAAAACUCUAAAAACACUCCUGAGAAAGAGCCUCAGUAUCCAAUAGAGGAACAGAAAAUAGAAUGCGCCAAAACAGUUUCUAUUAUUACAGAGGAAGAGAAAGUUGCUAAUCAAAUUCAAGAACAACAACCUGAAGUUGAGCUUAAUGAUCAGCUACAAACUAUGAGUGAAAACUCAAUCCUUCCAGAAGAAAUCUCUAACAAGGAUCAAGAGCAGCAUACAAAAAUGUCUUCUCAAAUUUCAGGUCGAAUUUCUGAAGUCAGCUCUAAAAAAGAGAAGAAGGAAACCCCUGAAAAAGAAAAAUUAAUCGAAGAAGCUAAACAAAACACUCAAGAGCACAUCCAAGUUGUUAUUCAUGAAGAAAUUCGAGGAACUUCUCAAGAAGAGGAGAAGGAAGUUCCAGAAGAACUUCAUAAAGAAGUACAAGUAGAAAAAGUAGGCCCCACAGCCCAAAAAGAAGACACAAAAGUGGCAUCUGAAGAAGUAAAGAAGAUUAGUGAGAGCUCUCAGGAAGCUACAAGUCUGGAGGACCAGAAUAUAUCUCAACAUCAGACUGCACAAGAGGGAUAUACAGAAGAGAUGAAGAAUAGUCAACCUGAAGGAGAGAAUAAUGAAGAAGCUGAAAUUAUUGAGGAGCGCAUUGAAAUAGUAGAACAGGAAGUUGAAGAGGCAAAUAAUCAAACUAACCUUAAAGAAGAUAACCAGAGUCGCCACGAGAUUGGCUUAGUUAACGAUUCUAAAAAAAUUGCCAUUAAUAGUGAGGAGGAAUCAAAUGAUAGCUUUAAAAUAGACGAACCUAAAAGAAUUAAGGCAGAAACUAAGUUGGAUCAUGCAGUUGUAGAGAAAGAGAUUGGGAAAAAUGUAGAUGUUAUGACUCCAGACAGUAGCUCAUCAACAACUCAUUUAUCAUCUAAAGCUGAUUCACCACAUUCUCAACCGAGAUCAAGACCAAGAGCAAUUCCACUGAAAGAAUGAAAUCCUUUUCUAUCAACAAAGCAAAAUGAAAAAGAACAACAAUUCAUAGCAGAUCUUGAAAAUAAAGACAAAUUUUUACAAGAAAUUAAACAAAAAGAAGAAUCAAAAACAAAGGUACCCCCUAAAAUGCCCGUUAGAACCCGAGAAGCACCUCAUAAAGCUCCUCAGCUGCCUCCAAAACCGAUUAAGACACCUUUUACUUCUUCUGCAUCUAAGCAGCCAGAGGCUACUAAAGCUCCAGUUAAAUCUCUUCAGAAGCCAGCUUUAAAAUCUGCUUCAAAAGAAGAACCAAAAGUUGAAAAAGAUGAAGACCAGCCUUUUAUUAAAAAAGCAGCUACUCUUAAAAGCAUGAUUAGGAAGAAGAACCAGAAUAAUAAUUACAAAAUAUAGGGAAAAUCUAUUAGAUUUAACGAAUU
Messenger RNA from Moneuplotes crassus, 2208 nucleotides. The record is from the annotation of a GenBank genome assembly. NCBI's taxonomy places the organism in Eukaryota, Ciliophora, Spirotrichea, Euplotida, Euplotidae.